AGAAUGGAUCUGGUUUCUUUAUGUAUAAUUUUGCAGUCUCAUCAUUUCUCGGUCUCCUCUUACCGAGUUGAUGUAGUUGUGGUUGUGGUUGCAUUUUUUGUGUUUCGUUGACUGGCUUCUCUAUGCUGUGCUUGUUUGGGGGGUUUCUUGUAUUGGUGCUGCAGAAGUCCACUUGCAUGUUUUAUGUCCUCUAAUCAGUUGGUGCUUGAGGUGUGUUAACUGAUGCAACUUUGGCACCGAAACCAGAGUUGUUCAGAUCGACAGCCCUAUGGCUCCAUGGCAUCGAUUUUGGCCUUUAGUUUUGGUUGGUUCUGCCCUCGUGUUGCCCUGCGCUGUUUGAGCUUUACAUUGUCUUUGGUUUUGCCGACUUCUGAUCUGCUCUUGCUCUUUGGUUGUGGCUGUUGUGUUUCUAGAUUUUUGGCUGUGAAGUUUUUGGGUGCGUGACUUCUGAUCUCUCUCCUGGUGUUACUGUUUGUCGGCUGUGCUCUUUGUUGCCGAUGAUGGUGAGAAUGGUGGCUCAGUCGGUGUAUUAGGGUCUUCCGGUGGGCUUCUGGGUAAUGAGCUGAUUGGGCUAUCAGGUGUUUUAUAGUGAACUUUGUUUAUUUGUUGUCUAUGGUGUAGUAUUGGGCCUUAUUUUAAUACCAUGUUUGCAUGGUAAAAAAAUUUUUUUAAAAAACAAGAGAAAAGCUAUUAAAAAGCAGAGCAAAUAGCUGCAUGCCACGUAAGAGCUCCGAUUCCACGCCACGAGGAAUAUACCUACAGAGCACAUACCAAUUGCUUAUGUCCUCUGCAGCUCCUAAAUAAUCUUACGGCCCAUACCAUCCUAGGAAUUCUAACCCUUUCAUCUCAGCCGUCAAAUCGGAUUACUUUGCCUCUAUGCCUGUGAUUUUUCAAAGCACAGUGCCAUUGGCCUCCAUAAAAGGGAUUUCUGCUUUCUUAAUUUUCUCUCCUCUUCCCAGACUUCAAUUUUCCUUCCCCAUAACCUAAAACUUUAUCGCUUCGCCGAUCAGGGUUUCAAUCUCUAAAGGGGGAUUUGGAUUUUAGCUCCUUUCAAUUCUUUGCUUAGGUUAAUUAUUCUUUUUUAUGGCAUUUGAAUGCCAAGGAAGCACUGAGGGGUUGAAAAAUUACAAUUUUGAGGAGAAUUCUAAUCCAAAACCUAAAAGUUCUGGAAUUUCUAACAGUACGUUAGAUUGUUAUUCUAAGAAGGGAAUUUCAAUAGCUGAUAGUUCAAAGCAGCUGCCUUGUAAUGGGGUUUUGUCCAAUUGUUGCCGGUCAAUCACUGACCUUCCUCCGGCCUUGAUUUGUGAAGUCCUUAAUUAUCUUGACCCGAAGGAGCUCGGUAUAGUUUCUUGUGUAUCAACCAUCCUCAAUAGGCUUGCAUCUGAGAACCAGGUUUGGAAGGAAGUCUAUUGUCAGAGAUGGGGACUCCCAUUGGUGCCUGCACCAUUAGGUGUGGGGGUUUCAGAUGAGAAAUCAUGGAAGGAAUUGUUUGUGGAGAGGGAAUUUAGGAGUAGGACUUUCUUGGGUCGCUACAGCAUUGAUGUUCUGUAUGGUCAUACAGAAGCAGUUAGAACAGUUUUCCUUUUGGCUUCUGCUAAGCUUAUUUUUACUUCUGGGUAUGAUUCUAUUGUUCGGAUGUGGGACAUGGAAAAUGGGUUAUCUAUUGCAUCUUCAAGGCCCCUUGGAUGCACUAUUCGAGCUGUUGCAGCAGAUACAAAGCUUUUGGUUGCUGGUGGUACUGACGGUUUCAUCCAAGGUUGGAGGGCGGUUGAGGCUGUCCCAUACUUGUUCGACCUUAAGGGUUCUGAGGAGCCAAAUUCUGAAUUCAGACUUUGGGAACAUGGGGGACCGAUAACAUCUCUCGCACUAGACCUUAUGAGGAUUUACAGCGGCUCUUGGGACAUGACUGUUCGUACGUGGGAUCGUUCUUCUCUGAAGUGCUUAAAGGUAUUGAGACAUAGUGACUGGGUAUGGAGCCUUGUUCCGCAUGACACAACAGUUGCUAGCACAUCGGGGUCAGAUGUGUAUGUUUGGGACACUUGUAGUGGGACUCUGCUGUCUGUCAUUAAUCAUGCUCAUGUUGGUAACACUUAUUCUUUGGCAAGAAGCCACACGGGGGACUUUCUUUUUACUGGAGGAGAAGAUGGAGCGAUACAUAUGUUUGAGAUCAUAGGUCACAGUAACAUGGCAAAUGUUUUUAAGGUUGCAACUUGGGUUCCUCACUCCGGACCUGUGUAUUCGCUUGCAUUUGAAUUCCCAUGGUUGAUUUCAGCUUCUAGUGAUGGCAAGUUGUCUCUAAUAGAUGUUAGAAAACUACUGAGGACAAGCAGACGUUCUUUGGCAAAGAAUGUUUCAAGAACUAAAAAUGUGGACUGCAGUAUAGAGCCGCCCCAGAGGAUGCUACAUGGAUUUGGACCCAAUUUAUUUUCAGUGGACAUUGGUGCUGACCGUAUUGUAUGUGGAGGAGAGGAAGGUGUUGUCAGGAUCUGGAACUUUUCACAAGCUUUGGAAACUGAGCGGAGGGCUAGAGCUCUAAGAGGAAUACGGUUGGAGAAUCGAUUGAGGAGGCGUAAGCUCCAAAUAGAGAUGAGCAAAGGUGCAAGAACUGACCAGUGUUCUGUGGCAGCCAAGAACUCUAUGCGUGGAGAUAAGAGUAAUGUCUGGAACGGUAAACGUGGAAUGAGUAGCAAAGUGAAGGCUUAGCAACAAAUAGCAAUUGCUAAAUGAUUCUAGGUGCCGUGACUCUCGACCAUGUGAGUAAUCGUGCAACAGAUCCGUGCUAUUACCGUUUAAGCAUGCCAGGUUACUGAUUGUAAUUCCUUUUUUUCAUUCAAAUAGCAAUUGGGUUUUAAAUAUAAGUUUCAUUUUAUGGUGGAUUGAGGAUGGUAUUAUUGGAAUGGUUUAUAUCUUAUUGCAACUUUCGACAA
Molecule: messenger RNA, 2927 nt
Organism: Manihot esculenta (cassava)
Lineage: Eukaryota; Viridiplantae; Streptophyta; Magnoliopsida; Malpighiales; Euphorbiaceae
Product: F-box/WD-40 repeat-containing protein At5g21040
Exons: 2
Coding region: 1084-2703 (539 amino acids)
Cellular component (GO): preribosome, large subunit precursor
Molecular function (GO): protein binding
Source: RefSeq, a predicted model, not a curated record